Messenger RNA from Chaetomium globosum CBS 148.51, 786 nucleotides. RefSeq lists its product as uncharacterized. The record is from RefSeq and is a predicted model, not a curated record. NCBI's taxonomy places the organism in Eukaryota, Fungi, Ascomycota, Sordariomycetes, Sordariales, Chaetomiaceae. Bases 1 to 786 code for a protein of 261 amino acids. The transcript is spliced from 2 exons.
AUGCACCUCUCAUUGCCUCUGCUUCAAGGGCUGCUGAUCGCCGGAGCCGCUGCAACGCGUCAAAGGAUACAACGGCAAGGCAGCGAGGAUGGCCGGGAAGGCCCAGUUGAACCCGACACGGCCGCGGACUGCACCUUCUUUGACACCGCUCGGAGUGCGUCGGACAACUGCGCGCACUUUGCGUCGUUUUGGGGUAUCUCGGAACAAGACUUUAUCCAAUGGAACCCGAGUGUAAAGUCCGACUGCAGCGGCAUCAAGGUUGGCAACUCGUAUUGCAUCGAAGUCAACUACGGCAUCCCGCCCACACCAACAACCACAGCCGCACCCAGCAGCACGGCGGCCCCCAAGCCGACCCAAACCCAGUACGGGCUGAUCGACUCAUGCACCGAGUUCUACGAGGCCAAGUCCGGAGAUAUUUGCGUCAGCAUCGCAAGUUCCUUUGGAACCUUUACCUGGCCCGACUUUCUCCUGUGGAACCCGGCGGUCGGAGAUGACUGCAGCAGAUUGUAUGCUGGGUGGUACUACUGUGUCGAUGCCCCCGAGAGGGCGCCCACUCCCACCAGCGUGAUGCCAGUCGAGACGUGCAACCCGACGGCGCCGACGCCGACCCAGCCCGGGCCCAUCUGCGGCUGCACUAAGUGGUACCAGGUUGAGGAAGGAGACACUUGCUCUGUGAUUAUUAAUAAGUUUGACCUCGGUGAGAACUUUUACAAGUGGAACUCGAAUUUUGGAAGCCAGUGCGAGUACCUGUACCUUGGGUAUUAUGUCUGCAUUGGUGUCGAAUAG